Molecule: messenger RNA, 2386 nt
Organism: Corythoichthys intestinalis (scribbled pipefish)
Lineage: Eukaryota; Metazoa; Chordata; Actinopteri; Syngnathiformes; Syngnathidae
Product: placenta-specific gene 8 protein-like
Exons: 4
Coding region: 70-555 (161 amino acids)
Source: RefSeq, a predicted model, not a curated record
GCACUCCUCUACAGGCAGUCACUGAAUCACCACUGACCCAAGAACAUAUCAACCUUCCUUAGAAUACAUAUGGACUCCCAAUCUCUCGUCAACUGGCAUAGUGGCCUGUGUGACUGCUUUGAAAGUGCCAGUACCUGCUGCUAUGGUUUCUGGUGUUGCCCUUGCCUGGCCUGCACAGUUGCAGGCAAAUAUGGAGAGAACCGCUGUCUCCCAUUGUGCGAUGUCUUUGCCCCUGCUGCUUUUGCAUCUUGCGGGAUCCCUUGCUUUGUGCCACCAGCAGUCCUGUCUCUAAGAGCAUCCAUGCGAGGCAGAUACGGUAUCAAGGGCAACCUCUGUAAGGACAUCCUUGCUUCCUGUUUCUGUGUUUGGUGCAGCUGGUGUCAGAUGCAUCGUGAGAUUAAACACCGAAGCAAAACGCCAGUUGUCCUUAAUGUACACAACCAAACUAUUGUGCAUCAGCCUGCUCCUAUAGUAAUGAUGCAGCCCGCCCCAGCACCUCAGAUUGUAAUGAUGGACCCCAACCCAGCACCUCCUUACUAUCCUCCUCAAAAAUAAGACGUAUCAAAUGCAGCUUUGAGAUAGAAUUUGUUGAAUUCACUGUCAGUCUGGACUUCAAUUGUUUCUUCUCAAUCAUUUAAUGAUAAUCUUGACGUUGAUUAAACUAAUCCAGACUGUAAAGAUAUGUGGUUAAAGAUACUUGUUAUUUGUAAUGGAAGACAAUCAUACAACAAAUACUUAUUAGGAAUUCCAAGAAUUUACAGGAACCAAGACCAUGGAAGGAGUGUGAGAGAAUUAUGGUUUUGUUCACCAUAAAUAAAAAAAUAAAAAAAUGUAUUCAUCAAUUGUCAAGUGUUCUGACCUAAACCCAUUGGGCUCGAGACUUAGGCGGCAGGCAUCAAUUGGAAGCAGUUCAUUUAAAAUGUAAAAAUUCUGUUUUAUUUACAACACCAUUGAGACGCUCAUGAUGGCUAUAAUUUCUUCAGUGUAAAUAAUACACUUUUGUGAAAGUGAGUCCGCUUCAGUCACACAUGUUUUUAAAAACCUGUUUAACUUCAGAUCUAUUUUGUAAAAUACAGCCUGUCAGUUAUGUCAAUUGGGCCCAUCUGUAAUGUGACAUGUAAAUGCACUUAGUAAUACUGUAGACUCUAUGUUAUACUUUGUGUGUGUGGAUUUAGUUGUGAAUUCCUUGUUGAAUUAAUUGUCCAAGGAUUUUCAGCUUCUUCCUUCGUCUGUCCAUGAUGUAGAGUAACGGUUACCAAUGUGGAGAUCACCAGAGAUCACAAUUAGUCUUUUCAAAAUAAUAGCUUACUAAGGAUAGGUCACUGUGUUUUCCUAGGAAUACCAUAGAAAUGACUGAUAAGUGGAGCACAUUAACAGGUUAAAUCAUCCAUCAUAUAUAUAUAUAUAUAUUUUUGAAAUCGUUAACAUGAUAAAUGUCUUUACAUACAGUAGAUAAACAUCAUUACCUAUUAUUAACAACAUGAUUAAAGGUAAUUUGAGCAAGUUUCAGAAGAGCAUCAGAUUGGCAAGUUUUACAGCCAUACAAUAUAGUCUUACCAGCUCUUGCACAACAAAGUCAGUUUUCUCCUGGUGAAUAAAAUCUUUGGGUCAGCAAGACCAUUUUCAUGUGGCAUUAAAACUAAAGAGCCAUUUUUUCACAAUCCCCGUAUCUUCUUUCCUGUUAAAUACUGCUUCCAGAAUGAUGAGCCAUUCACCAAAAUGAUAAAGCUGGGCGUCCCCGCCUUGACAAAAUACCUGCAAAAUAGAAGGUGCAUUGUCAAGAGCUUGAAGGAAGCAGAGUCUUAACUCAGUUUACAACAGCGCCCAUGUAAAACAUUUUAAUUAGUGUUGGAGCUAAUAUUUUCCAUUUCGCUAUUACAAUACAGUGCUAGUAUAGUUUAGUGAUCAAGGUUCUUACAGCUCUAGGCAAGUUAAAUUCAAGACUUUUUGAUGCAGUUUGAAAUUAAAUUUUAAAACCAACUUGACAAAAAAAAAAAAAAAAAAUAGAAGAGGAACAAAAACAAAUAGAAGAGGAAAAAAUAAACAACACAGGACGUCAAGUAGUGUGGUCCAGUCACUGCUGAAAGUCGCAGCCGACCGCCAUGACUGUCCAUGUCAACACAUAAAAUAUAUACAGCUCAUAUAACAAAAAAAGAGCAGCAAAACAAAUUAAGCAACAUUGCAACAUCGACUACACGCCUUAAAAGGAGCGGGAAGAAGACAAUUCAUUUAAUCUCACCCCUAUUCUCAUCUAAUUAAGAACAAAAAACUUCUUUUACUUCCUUCCAAAAUGUAGGCAACUUAAAAAUUCAGAACAAUUUUGUACGUAUACAUUCUUGUAACCAAUUUUGUCCCUUGUGAUGAAGUUAUCUCAGGUAGCACCCAA